Molecule: messenger RNA, 2026 nt
Organism: Temnothorax curvispinosus
Lineage: Eukaryota; Metazoa; Arthropoda; Insecta; Hymenoptera; Formicidae
Exons: 2
Coding region: 756-1775 (339 amino acids)
Source: RefSeq, a predicted model, not a curated record
CACCCUAUAUAUUAUAGUUACUCUGCUAUUUCAAUACUAUUUAAUAUAGGUGCAAGUAACUAAUGAAAUAAUGUUAAUAUCCAACGUUACAUUCGCGCGUCGCUGUGUAUUUAAAUAAUUCUCAAAACUAUUUUUUCACGAUUUUAUAAAAUUAGUUACGGAUAAAUUUCAGAAUUAUCACAUUACAGUUGGCCGAAUUAUCUUGUUUUCUCGAAAUGCGGAGAACCUGAGUUUAUAUCUGUCGGUUUGAGAGCAUUCGAACGGGAGAACACGAUGUUUAUGUAUGUAUGUACACGGCUCCGUCAGCUGUGUGCGUGUCCCCACCAGGCGCGCAGGCAGCGGGCAAACAGCACUAUUGGCAAUUGGCACCUCUGCACUGGAGUCGCUGCUUCACCGUCGCGCGUCGCGCUGCGCGAAAAACCCGGCCCGCGGCGUGCACGUGCACUCACGUGCAGUGGGCAACAUGGCUAUAAGCUCGGCAUUUGUCGUUUGUCGCUCGCUCCGUGAUCAGCUGAUCAACGAUCAACCUGACUACAACCGAUACGUCACGAUACGUUUCCUUUCCAUCUGAUAAGUCGCGUUGGUUUUUCUUUGAGGUUAGGCUCCUCUGGUUAGGAGCGUAGGCGCCUUCACCCUUGGUUUUGGGUUAUAUAGCGUAAAGUCGCGUUGGUGAUCACGAAUCACGACAAGUUGCUGUAAUGUGUCUAUUGUAGACAAGCCAGAUAUUUACGUACGUCUACAUACGGAUAUUCAAGAUGGAUGAUUCCUUCUUGGAAGAAUUGGAAUUAAUACCAAAAGAAUCGAAAAAGCCAUUUCAGAAGACAUCUCAGCAACUGGAUUGCCAUGUAACUACUAGGCAUGCUACUUCAUCUCCGUUACUUCAUUUCUCAGAACAAGAUGAGAGAGAUAACGUUAUGCGACAGAAAGAACAUUUUAUGAUAACAGUUCCAACUGCAGAAUCUGAUAUAAAGGUCACAGACGGUAAAGAGUCUUCUUCGAGAAAUUUCAAGAAACAAUCCGAUCAAAAUGCGAAAAGACAUUCCGCGAAUGUGAAAGCGUCAGAGAGAACUGAGAAGAUUGCGGACAGUAAAGGAAAGCCUGUAGAAAUGACAAUAAAAAUGAAAAAUAAUGAUCAGCAGCGUGUUAGCGGAGAAAACAAAAUAAAACUUCACGAGAUAAAGUAUCCUAAGACAUCUGAAAAUAAAGAUCGUAAACGACGUUCAGGAUCGCAUAAAGAAACCACUAAUUCUACAACUAGAGAGAAUAAACGUUUCCUUGAUUCUUCUAAUAACAAUUCCUCAGAUACUUCCAGUAAAGAAAAUAGUCGUCCCUCAGAUGCUUCCAAAGAGGCUGGUUCUCACAAUCCGACGAAAGAGAAGGAAAAGUUGACCGAUAAAUCGAGAAAAUCAGGGUUUAAAAUACAAGAUCAAGAUCCAGUUGUUUUACUUACUGCUAUUAAGGAAUUGAUAAGCACGUAUACCAAGCAGGAAAGCACAAAGAUUUUACGCGCUAUGCAGGAGCUACAUAUAAACUCCCAAGCUACAUUGAUAAAAAAUCUCUUGAACCAAACAGAUGAUCUGGUUAAAGAAAUGCAUCCCAGCAAGGAGUCGGCUAGAAUGAGAGCCCUGAUUGAGGAGAAUGAGCAGUUACAGCAGGAGUUGAUGGCUUUACGAAUGCGAAACGAAAACCUGCAGAAUAAAUUAGAAGAGCUUGAAUUUUUGAAACAGGAAAAUGCGAUCUUGAAAUUGAAAUGCAACGAGCUAACUCAGACAUAAUAUCGAACAAUUGCGUUGAAUAUUGGACCAUGAAAUAUAUCGAACAUUUGCUUUAAAUAUUGGACCACGAAGUAUUUUAAAAUUUUAUUUUUGCACAAAGUGCUAUUUAGGACGUUAUUAUAUAUAUUCCUUACGCGAAAACUGCCAAUAGAGAUUACACUUACUAAACUAUUAAUAGUCGUAUUUAUUUUUAUCUAAUCCCAUAAUAAUAUGAUAAUAAAAUAAAGAUGAUUUAAUCAUUAUUAUAUAUA